GUGCGAUUCCUGGAGCAGCAGAACCGGGUGCUGGAGACCAAGUGGAAGCUGCUGCAGGAGCAGGGGGGGGCUGGGCCGGGGGGCAGGAGCCUGGACCUUUUUGAGACCUACAUCGCGGGGCUCAGGAAGCAGCUGGACUGCCUGGGGGGGGAGAAAACCCACCUGGAAUCCGAGCUCAGGAGCUUCCAGGACAUGCUCGAGGACUUCAAGACCAAGUACGAGGAGGAGAUCAACAAACGCACGGCGGCCGAGAACGACUUCGUGCUCCUCAAGAAGGACGUGGAUGGCGUUUACAUGACCAAGGUGGAGCUCCAGGGAAAAGUGGAUUCCCUGCUGGACGAGAUCAACUUCCUCAAGUGCCUCUACGAGGCUGAGCUGUCCCAGAUGCAGCAGCAGGUGUCGGACACCUCGGUGGUGCUUUCCAUGGACAACAACCGGAGCCUGGACCUGGACGGGAUCAUCGCCGAGGUGAAGGCGCAGUACGAGGACAUCGCCAACCGCAGCCGCGCCGAGGCCGAGGCCUGGUACCGGGGCAAGUACGAGGAGCUGCAGGUGACGGCUGGCAAGCACGGGGACAGCCUGAGGGACACCAGGAGCGAGAUCUCGGAGCUCAACCGGGUGAUCCAGAGGAUCCGCGCCGAGAUCGACAGCGUCAAGAAGCAGUGCGAGUCCCUGCAGACGAGCAUCGCCGACGCCGAGCAGCGCGGGGAGCUGGCCCUGAAGGACGCGCGGGACAAGCUGGGAGAGCUGGAGGGGGCCCUGCAAAAAGCCAAGCAGGACCUGGCCCGGCAGCUCCGCGAGUACCAGGAGCUCAUGAACGUCAAGCUGGCCCUGGACGUGGAGAUCGCGACCUACAGGAAGCUGCUGGAAGGGGAGGAGUGCAGGAUGUCCGGGGAGUGCCAGAGCUCCGUCAGCAUCU
This is a messenger RNA of Myiozetetes cayanensis, 919 nucleotides long. RefSeq names its product keratin, type II cytoskeletal 75-like. Gene Ontology annotation, cellular component: keratin filament. The record is from RefSeq and is a predicted model, not a curated record. Gene Ontology annotation, molecular function: structural constituent of skin epidermis. Lineage: Eukaryota; Metazoa; Chordata; Aves; Passeriformes; Tyrannidae. Gene Ontology annotation, biological process: keratinization; intermediate filament organization.